Messenger RNA from Zootermopsis nevadensis, 1455 nucleotides. RefSeq names its product lipase 3. Gene Ontology annotation, molecular function: hydrolase activity, acting on ester bonds. The record is from RefSeq and is a predicted model, not a curated record. NCBI's taxonomy places the organism in Eukaryota, Metazoa, Arthropoda, Insecta, Blattodea, Termopsidae. Gene Ontology annotation, biological process: lipid metabolic process.
CUAUAAGUUAACGACGCCUGAAAUGGUGAUGAAGAAUGGAUACCCUGUGGAGACUCAUACUGUAACUACAGAGGAUGGAUACGUCCUCAGUAUACAUCGUAUUCCAUUUAGCCCCAAGAACGACAAUAAAGAGGAAUUUCGACCAGCGGUAUUUUUGCAACACGGUUUUCUCUGCAGUUCAUUCGAUUGGGUUGUCCUUGGACCUGGUAGAGCAUUAGCCUAUUUGCUGGCAGAUAAAGGCUACGACGUGUGGAUAGGAAAUUCAAGAGGAAAUGUGUAUUCCAGCAAACAUCAGACCUUGACAUCAAAACAGAAAUUAUUUUGGAACUUCAGCUGGCAUGAGAUGGGUGUGUAUGACCUACCAGCUGUCAUUGACUACGUAUUGGCAAGUACAAGCCAAAAAGAUUUGUACUAUAUUGGACACUCCAUGGGCAAUACCAUGUUUUUUGUUCUUACAUCACUCAAGCCGGAAUACAACAAGAAGAUUCAUCUCAUGGUUGCCUUGGCACCUGUCGUAUUCAUGUCCUACGUCAAAAGCGAACUCACAAAGCUUGCCGUUUAUAGCAGGACAGGGGAAGAAGCUGAUCGAAUUUACAACAGCCCUUAUUUCACUCCAACAAAAACAUGGACUGAAGGUGUGCAAUUGGCGUGCCGCAAGGGGUCUGUUAUCCAGGGUCUGUGUAGUUCCUUAAUCUUCAUGAUUGGAGGUUUCAAUCCACAACAACUCGACCCGGAGCUUCUGGUGUUAAUACUAUCUCACUAUCCUGCCGGAUCCUCUACAAAGGCUUGGGUGCACUACGGUCAAUUAAUGAGAACAGGCAAAUUUCAACAAUAUGACCACGGCGAAACACUAAACUUGAAGUAUUACGAAACUCCUACACCCCCACAAUACAACUUAUCUGCUGUUGUAGCUCCUGUCAGAUUAUAUAAUGGUAAAAAUGACUGGUUAUCAUCUAUAGAGGACACAAAAGAACUUUAUUCAAAGCUACCAAACACUGCUGGCAUGUAUCAAGUGAAACUCGAAGCUUUCAAUCAUGUUGACUUCCAGUGGGCUAAGGACGCAAACACGUUGGUAUACAAUGAAGUGAUUGGCUUCAUUAAAAAUUUCUGAACUUCAAAAUACAUUGUACAGUUAGAUGAAGAGAAUAACACAAAUGUGCAGAUGUGGAAAACAGAGAAAUUAGCCUGAUAAUUAAUAAAUCUAAGAAAUUUUUCUCAGAAGCACACGUAUGAUUUAAAACCCUCAUCAAAUUAAUAAAAUCAUCUCAUGCUAUCAACUGCAUGAAAUAAUAAAAACUCACUACCAUUGAAGGGACCAUCUCUGCCCCACCAUCAGAUGGCCUGAUAAUGGGAACAAAGAUAUUAUUAUUAUUAUUAUUAUUAUUAUUAUUAUAUUUAAUUUAUUACUGAUUAUUGUUUUGUAAUAAAUUAACAUUGACAUUUAUAUAUUUAGUU